AUGGGUGAGCCGCAUCCAAAAAUAGCAGGCAUAUUGAAAGCCAAGACUUUGGGACGUCUUUACACAGUACAUCCAACACAACGUGAAUGCUUCUUCUUGCGGUUGUUAUUAGUAAAUGUUCCAGGGCCAACGUCUUUCGAAUUUUUGCGAACAGUAAAUGGACAAGAUUCAUGUCGAGAGUUGCAGUUGCUGGAAGCCGACUAUCAUUGGGAUCUAUCACUUGCUGAUGCAGCAUUUGCAUCUACGCCGAAUAGCAUUCGCCAACUGUUUGAAAUUAUAUUGACGACAUGUUAUCCCACACAAUCAUCGGCUUUGUGGGGAAAAUACAAGAACUAUAUGGCUGAAGACAUACUGCGCCGAAUUAGACACACAAACCAAGAUCCAAACAUUGAUUACACACCAGAAAUUUACAACGAAGCAUUAUG
Molecule: messenger RNA, 425 nt
Organism: Rhagoletis pomonella (apple maggot)
Lineage: Eukaryota; Metazoa; Arthropoda; Insecta; Diptera; Tephritidae
Exons: 1
Source: RefSeq, a predicted model, not a curated record